GCGAGUGCGGAAGUACAAAGUUUGUCCGCUGCGGGGCACCGUAGCGGCUUUAUUCAGGGCGGAGCGGGCUGAGCUGGGCUGGGCGCUGGAGCCCAGUUCAGCUUUGGAGACCCCGAUGGCUGCGGUGUUUUUGGUAACGCUCUACGAGUACUCGCCGCUUUUCUACAUCGCGGUGGUCUUUACCUGCUUCAUCGUGACCACCGGCCUGGUAUUGGGAUGGUUUGGUUGGGAUGUUCCAGUAAUUUUGAGAAAUUCUGAAGAGACCCAGUUCAAAACAAGAGUUUUCAAAAAGCAAAUGAGACAAGUCAAGAAUCCUUUUGGCUUAGAGAUCGCUAAUCCAUCUUCAGCUUCGAUUUCAACUGGCAUAACUUUGACAACAGAUUGCCUUGAAGAUAGCCUCCUCACAUGCUACUGGGGGUGCAGUGUUCAAAAAUUGUACGAGGCUCUGCAGAAGCACGUUUAUUGCUUCCGAAUAAGCACUCCCCAAGCACUGGAAGAUGCUUUGUAUAGCGAAUAUCUCCAUCGAGAACAGUAUUUUAUUAAAAAGGACAGCAAAGAAGAAAUAUAUUGCCAGUUACCAAAAGAUACUAACAUUGAAGACUUUGGGACAGUGCCCAGAUCUCGCUAUCCAUUGGUAGCACUGUUGACCCUAGCUGAUGAGGAUGACCGAGAAAUUUAUGAUAUUAUUUCCAUGGUGUCAGUAAUUCAUAUUCCUGAUAAAACUUAUAAACUGUCCUGUAGAAUAUUAUGUCAAUAUUUACUCCCGACUCAAGGUCAAUUUCAUGAUCUUAAGCAACUUUUCAUGUCUGCAAAUAAUAAUGCCACUCCUCCCAGCAAUUCCUCUCCAGACGGUGAAAGCACAGACCGCAGCUUGUUGGAAAAGGCUGGACUUUCUGAAAGUGACGUAGAGCCUCCGGAGGAGAGUAGCAAGGACUGCGUUGUUUGCCAGAACGGGACCGUGAACUGGGUGCUCCUGCCCUGCAGGCACACGUGCUUGUGCGAUGGCUGUGUGAGGUAUUUCCAGCGGUGCCCCAUGUGCAGGCAGUUCGUUCAGGAGUCGUUUGCACUUCGCAGUCAAAAGGAGCAAGAUAAAGACAAACUGAAAACUCUCUGAGGAUGUUGUUACAACUGAAAAGUACAAUUACCACUCAAGACGCAGAAAUUUGUGUUCUUGGAAUUAAUCAUAACAUGGAAUGUACGGUGUUGACUGUCAAUGACAAUUCUAUUUUAACUUCAUAUUUGUACGGUACCUGGAUGAUGAAACUUAAUCCGUCCUGUUCCAUAUGGUAAAUGCUGGAAUACCAUCUGUGUUAUACAUAAAAAUGCAUUCAGCUCUUGAGAAGAAAGCAAAUGUCUGGCCUUUUAUCAGCUAUGGGAUUUCAUGUAAUAUUAAUUAGAAAAUUUCCAAAAAAGCAAUCCAUCUCAAAUUUGAGUAAGUAAAAGUCUUUUUCUGAAUGUUUUUCCUUUGCCAUAAUUUAGGGUGCAAUUGGGGAAAAAUUGAAUUCUUAAAGCAAUUGUAUGUUCCCCAGUUUACAGAGGAGUUGGAAAGGGCUUCUAACUUUAAUUCCUUUCCUGAAAUAGCAGUUUUUAUAAAUAUCCAUCUGUUUGGUUUCUAAUUUUUCUUAUAGCCACAUAAACACAAGCCGUAAUUUUUAAAUAUAGCUUCUUAAAUUAUAAAUGCAAGAUACAAUUCUUGACUGUUCUCAGUGUGUCCUAGAUUGAAAUGAUGCUCAUUUAUAGGAAGCAGAUAUAUAAAACAAGAAUAAUAACAUUUCUCGGAUAAUUAAAUUUACUGCCAAAUAGGAUUAGAUUAGCAGGCUGUGGCCUACCGGAGAAGAUCUGUGAGACUCUCAGUGCCUUACCUUAGGUUUCCUCCUGUACAGCAAAUCCAUCCAAAACUGGAGGGAUUUAGAGCCAGAAAAACCACUAACAGAAACACAUGACUAUUUUCUUCUAGUGUGUUUUUAUUACAAACUAGGGGCCCAGUGCAUGAAUUCGUGCACUUUGAAAGGAACUGUGGGCCACGAGGCUGCUGUGGGCACAAGGUCAGGUCUCAGCCUAUCCUCCGUGCCCCUGCCCAGCCCCUCCCGCCACAGCUCCCAGUCCCCUGUCUGCCGGCAGCCCUGCUCCCGCCAUGGCCGCUCACACACGCUGAUGGUGCGGAGCGAUUGGGACCAGUGCCAGCAGCGGGUGCGAGCGGUGGCUGCUGCCCCAAUCACCCCUCAGGAGCAGGGAGCGGUGCAGAAGCCCUCAGGGCCAAUCGGGCCGGCAGCCACUGCUCGUACCUGCUGACAGCGCUGAGCUAUCGGGACCAGGACGGCACCGGGUGCUGGCAGCAGGUGCAAGUGGAAGCUCCGGCUGCGGGUAUGAGUGGGGCCGGCGCUGGCCGUGGGUGUGAGAAGGGCCGUUGCUGGCAGCAGGUGCAAGAGGUGGCUGCCGGCCCCAGUUGCCCCUUAGGAGCAGGGGGAGGUGGAGAAUGGUAAAUUACUUUGUUUAUUCUUUGUUAUAUUCUUGGAAGAGUUGAGGAACCUGAUGGGCAAAAAGGCCCAUCCCCCACUCUUUCUAAGAUGACUAAGAAGAAAAAGGUAAAUCAGAGCUUCCUGUGUCUUCAGCAGAAAUUGCAUUCAACUCACCAAGAAAUCAGAUCAUAGCAAAUAAACUGUGACAUUCAGGGAGAAUUUUAAGUCUUUUUCAUCUUGCUUGUAUUAAGAAUAAUGCCUUAUCGUUGUGUUAGCGUUUUUACAUAACAUCAUUUCAUUCUAAUCAAAUAUAGCACUCUCAAAAAGACAUUACCUAAUCUCCAUUCUAUAAACCAAAUCAAACUUUUAUCUGCAUUCAACAGCUAUGUAAUAAAUACCUUCUUGGGGCCAGAUACCUUUGAGGAGUCUGGGCUACAAAGAAUCAGGAAAACUCCUGGCCUUAAAGUCUUUGUGCCUAAAAGGAGCAUUGGUAGCUUCUUAGGAGCACAUCCCACCUCAGAUAUUCCUAAGGCCUGUUCUGACCCUGCCGCCGCCGCUCUGUGGUUAGCGACCAGUAUAACCGUUCAUCGAGAAACUCACUUUCUGGUGUAAAUUGGGGAAUAUUCAGAGAUCACUUCCUCCAUCCCAGCCCUCCUGCUUCCCUUUACAGAUCUGUUUGUACCUAAACUGUCCACCUGUACUCUUACUCCAUUUUUCAAAACUUUUUAUUGUGGUAAAGUAUAGCAUAAAAUUUACCAUUUUAACCUUUCUGAAGUGUACAAUUCAAUAUGAAGUACAUUCAUAUUGGUGUACAACCAUCACCAUUAUCCAUCUUCAGAAUUUUUUCAUCAACCCAAACUUGAAACUCUAUACCCAUCAAAUAAUAACUCCUCACUACCCCUCCCUUUUCCCUGGUAACCACCAGUAUUCUUCUGUAUUUAUGAACUUGACUCUUCUAGGUACCUCAUUUACAUGGAAUCAUACAGUAUUAGUCCUUUUCUCUCUGGCUUAUUUCGCUGAGUAUGAUAUUUUCAAGGUUUAUGCUGUAGUAUGUAUCAGAAUUUCUUUUUAAGGCUGAGUAUUAUUCUAUUGUGUAAAUAUAGCACAUUUUGUUUAUUCACCCAUCAUUUUUCAUAACUUAAAGAUGCCCUUAGCUUCUCUUGCUGCAGUUGAAAGAAUUAUUUUUCCUGCCCUCGGAAAUCUGAGGGAUUUGGUAGGUAGUCAAGUAAAAACAAGCAAACUGACUCUUAGAGGCUUAUGCCAGAAUUUUCCAAUAACAAUGAAUAGUGACUUUGUGCAAGAAUGUCAACAAAAACAUUGCAUUUGAAUGUAUUAUUAGACAAAAUAGUUGGUUUAUAUCGAUUAGUUGUUACUUUCCAAAAAUACAAGUAGGAAUGCCAAAUAAACAGGUGAAUAUAGUAAUCUGAGGUUCAGGGGAGAGGUCUGGCUGAAGUUAUACAUUUGGGAGUCGUCAUUGUGGUAUUUAAAGCCGUAAGUCUGCAUGAGAUCGCCAAGAGAGUGAGCACAGACUGGGGAAGACCAACAUUCGGGGAGACUGGGAGAAACCAGUAGAUUGAGAAGACUGAGAUAGGAAGAAAACCAGAAGAGAGGUCUUUACAAACCAUCUCAAAAUGGAGUGGUAUAAAACAACUACUUUUAUUGUGCUCACAGAAUCUGUGUUCAGAUAUUGGGAUAGGAUGUAGCGGGGUCAGGCCUACCUGGGAUUCAAAUGACAGAUUGACUCAGAGGGCUAAAGGCUUCUUCACUCAUGUAUUUGGUGUGUGGGCUGUGGAGACUCAAAAGCUGGGCUGAGCUAGGACAACACGUGGCCUCUCCAUGUGGCUUGGUCUUUGUCACAGCCUGAUGGUCUCAGGUUAGUCAGUUUCUUACUAGUAAGUGGAGGCUCAGGAUUCCAAGAGCAACAAGUGUUCUAGGGAACAAGGCAACAGCUGCAUAGCCUUUUUUUGUUUUGUUUUUUUCUUUUUACCAGCUUAAUGGAGAUGCAGUUUACAUACCAUACAAUUUCCCAUUCAAAAUGUACCACUCAAUAGUUUCAAUGUACUCAGGGUCUUUCAACCACCACUAUAGUCAACUUCAGAAUGUUUUAAUUACUCUUAAAAAGAAAUUGUGCACAUUAGCAGGUACCCCCAUCCCCCACUAUGUUCCCCAACCCCAGGCAACCACCAGUCUACUUCCUGUCUCUAUAGCUUUGCCUGUUCUGGACAUUUCAUGGAAUGAAAUCACAUGUAGAAUCACAAAUGGGAUCACACAAUGUGGCCUUUUGUAUCUGGCCACAAACAUCACUUAGCACAAUAUUUUUAAGGUUCAUCCAUGUUAUAGCAUGAACCAGUUUUUUUUCUUUUUAUUGCCCCAAAAUAUUCCAUUGUAUAAGAUAUAUCAAUACCACAUUGUGUUUACCAUUGAUGGACAUUUGGGUUUGUCUGCUUUUUGGUUAUUAUGAAUAAGGCUGCUGUGAACAUUGGUUGCAAGCGUUCAGUUUUAGACAUUUCAAGUUUGGGAUGUGAUGUUAAGCCUGCCUUGUUUGUUUUAUUUUUAGUUGAACCUCCAGGCAUUUAAUCUCUUCUGUCUGUUUCAUAGUCAUUCCUACAGAAAUUCUGCAAACAUAUGCCAAGCACAGGACUGAGUCAGUCAGGUUAGGAAGAGGACUAGCUGCCCUACACUUUUUGCACUCUAAACUCUUUGUAUUUGUGCCAGCGAUCAAGCCGUUGUCUCCCAGCUCCAAACCCACCCUUCUAUACUCUGCUUUGCAAUGCUGGGGUAGACUCUGCAAACCACACUUAUGCUUUACCAGCCCAUUCCCUAUGAGGCUUUGCAAAUCAGAGCAAUAGAAGGAGAGAGGAAGAUAGGAGGAAGAAGAGAUCUGCUCCUUCCUGUCUCCUGUGGCUUUUCUGUUCCCGUGAACAUCACCCCAACCUGCCUUCUUUACCUUGGCAGUGGCGGUUGAUUCCAGGAGCAAAGAUUGAAUCCAGAGUGGAACCUGCUUCCUCACCCCCACCCGCCUCAGGACACCAGCAGCACCCCAUCCUCAGAGGUCCGAGCAUUCCAGCUCUGUAGAGCCCCUCCUCCAGACUUCUAAAUUUUUAUGAUUGGAACUUCUUCACUUUGUCUCCCCAGCCCUGUGGAUGGUAGUUGCUUCCUGCAUUGCUGCCUAUGAGAUACCCUCAUGUUCCUCUUUCCACUUUUCAGUAAACAACUCUAUUAAUAUCUCGGAUAAAAUAAUCAUCGUCUUUUCAGUCUCCUGACUACCCUAAAUUGAUCCAAUUGAAUGUUAUCUCCUGUAAUCCUGGGUCACUUUACUAAGGUAGACAGAAAACUGAGACCAAUUUUGGUUAAAUAGCCCAUAUUGUACAGCUACGAGGCGGUAGAGUUGGGAUUUGAAUCCAAUUUUGCUUUGCUUUGUUUUGCCUGAAGCUUGUGUUCUUCUUAAUCACUAGUCACCUUCCUACAGAAAAACACAUAGUUUUUCAACAUUGAACUGUAGGUACAAUUUUAAAAUUCUUUCAUCAUUUGUAUUGCUUCUCUCCAGCCUAUUAUCAGACCCAGCAUUUCCCAACACACAUCCCAGGCAGCAGUAUAUACUCCAAGACCUGCCUGGAGCCUGCCCGUAUCCUGUAUUCACCAGAAAAGGCAUAGUGAACAUUAGCAUAAUAAAGGCUCUGAGGAAUUGUGCAGCUUCUCGUGAUUUUUUGACUAGGAACAUUCCAAGGAUGAGCAAAAUGUGGGAUUAAUCACUAUCUGACCUAAUGUAUCCUGUGCAGCAGUAGUGCCUGCUUAGGAUAAAAAUGUCAGUGCCAGCAGUUGUGGGCACAUACGGAGCUGGCUUUAAACAAUAUUGGGGAAGGCGGUUCUGAUCUUUGUUUAGUUUACUAAAAUAUGACCUUAGACUUGUAAACCUGUGGACACAUUGCAAUUGCACUUUCAGUUGAAAAAGAGAUUUGAAGGUUUGGUGACUUCUAGAACAAAUAAGUUUUACUUUGUUUCUCUCAUGCCAAUCUGGGUCAAGUUAUCUCUCCAAAGGCCUACGGGGUACCACUCUUGUAAUCCUGACCCACAUAAGGCCUGUAACUAGGAGUAGUUUUGCAAUGCUUACAUUUAACCUUCUUUGGAUUUAUUUGAAAUCUUCUCUACGACACCUUGUAAGAUGUUUUACUGUAAAAAACCAUAAUUAAUGCUUAACAUAUUUGUUUCUUUUUAAGAAGUGUGAACUCAUCUGCACUGUGUUUGAAAUUGUGAAUCAUUAGCUUGUGUUCAAAGUAUAUUUAAAUAACUGUAUCAGUUAAUUGGUUUGGAUUAUACUGUUUAGAAAUCAGAUAAAAAUACAGUGUGCCCGACUAGGUGUUCUAAAAACUAGAGUUAACCCUUCUUACCUAACUCCAUUCUGGAGAAAGCUGUCCCAAAAGUUUUCUUCAUGGAAUAUUCAUCCUUCAAAAGGAAGGAAAUUUCAGCACAUGCCACAACAUGGAUGAACCUUGAAAACAUUAUGCUAAUUGAAAGAAGCCAGACAGAAAUAGACAGUAUUAUAUGAUUCAUGUAUGUAAGGUACCGAGAAUUAAGGCAAAUUUCCUGGAGACUGAGAGUAGAAUAGGGGGUAGUAGGGACUGAGGGGAUGGGGAAAUGGGGAGUUAUUGUUAAUGGACACAGAAUUUCAGAUUGGGAUGAUGAAGAAGUUCUGGAUAUGGUUAGUGUUCAUGGUUGCACAAACAAUGUGAAUGCACUUAAUACUACUGAGUCUCAGACUUAAAAAUGGUUAAAGGGUAAAUGUAAUGUUAAUUAUGUAUAUUUUACCCCAAUUAAAAA
Messenger RNA from Myotis daubentonii (Daubenton's bat), 7277 nucleotides. It is a transcript of the gene CGRRF1, whose product is annotated as cell growth regulator with ring finger domain 1. The record is from RefSeq and is a predicted model, not a curated record. Gene Ontology annotation, biological process: negative regulation of cell growth. NCBI's taxonomy places the organism in Eukaryota, Metazoa, Chordata, Mammalia, Chiroptera, Vespertilionidae.